AGUUGUAGUUUCAUUGACCGUUCUCUACUAGCUACCAGGUAUUUGUUAUGUUCCGUUCGUCGUUCAAUUGUGCUUUUAAAAGGCACAAAGUGAAGCGGAUUUCCUCGAAGGAUGAAGAGGAUGGAGAAAUGAACAUCACUCACUAACUUGUUGGAUGAGGGGGUUAUGAACGGCUAUGAUGUGGUGCGGCAGAUUGGAGAGGGGGCGUUUGGUAAAGCCUUCCUGGUCAGAGAUCAAAGUUCAGCCAUCAUGUGUGUCAUCAAGGAGAUUAAGCUUGGCAAGAUGUCGCAGAGUGAAAGGGAGGCAUCGAACAAAGAAGGGAUGCUACUCUCUAAGAUGAAACACCCAAACAUCGUGGCAUUCUUCAAAUCAUUUCAAGAGAGGAACAGUCUGUAUAUAGUGAUGGAGUUCUGUGACGGAGGAGAUCUGAUGAAGAGGAUUACCGUUCAGAGAGGAGUCCUCUUCACAGAGGAGCAAGUGGUGAACUGGUUCCUUCAGGUGUGUCUGGGACUCAAGCACAUCCAUGACCGCAAGGUUCUUCACCGAGACAUCAAGGCCCAGAACAUCUUCCUCACCGGUGGUGGGAACCGAGCCAAACUUGGGGACUUCGGCAUCGCCAGGAUGUUGAAUAAUACCAUGGAGCUGGCGCGGACAUGUGUUGGCACUCCAUACUACCUCUCCCCUGAGAUAUGUGAGAGCAGACCAUACAACAACAAGACUGAUGUCUGGUCUUUGGGCUGUGUCCUCUACGAACUCUGCACCCUUAGACACCCAUUUGAGGGCAGUAAUUUGUGCCAGCUGGUGGGUAAAAUCUGCAGGGGACGCUUUGAGCCGGUCUCAAGUCGGUACUCCCACGACCUCCGCCUGCUGCUCAGCCAGCUCUUCAAGGUGAGCCCGCGGGACCGGCCCUCUGUGAGCUCCGUUCUGAAGCGACCCUUUCUUGAGAAGCUCAUCUGUAAAUACCUGGACCCACAGUUGAUGCAGGAGGAGUUCAGCCAAUCGACGGUGAUCAGGAACAACGCAGCAUGUCCCCAGAAGUAUAAAACAAGACCUUAUCAAGCUGAAAAGCUAGCCAGGGCCAGAGCUCCAGCGAGCGCUGCAUCCCGGCCAACGUUGAAGAAGCUGCACCUCAAACCAGAGUGGAAAGCACCAGCCAGAGGCUGCACUCCUUUGGGCCAGCCUAAAGGCAGACCAGGUCACCUAGCCGGCCCAGAGCUCAGAGAGGUCAGAGGUCAACAGAACCAAAGGGACCCCUAUCACCACUACCAUCGUCAACUGGAUGCUCUGAAGAGAAGGAACAGAGAGGAACCCCCUGCACAUCUUCAUCACAACCCUCCUCCUCCUCCUCAGAACCCUUCCUUCCCUCAGCUUGCAGAGCGGGGGGAAGACAGGCCUGUUCCCUAUCGAAUGGUGGAAGAGGCCCACGGAGCGUACCUCCAGAGACGUCAGGAAGCCCAGCGCUACAAGCUCAGAGCAGAGGAACAGCUGGGCCUGCGCCCGUCUACGGCUGAGGCUGAGCGCUACAGGAAGUUAGCCACCCAUCAAGAGGAAGUUAGAAGACCACAUCAAACACCUCAGCAUGGGAACCAACAGGAUUAUCUGAAUCAGUUAGAGUGUAUCAGAGAACAGUACUACCAGGAAAUGAGAGCCUUGAGGAGGAGAGCAGAGCUACUGAAUCAGCCAGGUACCAAUGAGGAGGAACAACCCAGGAGUCCAGGCAGACCCAGUCCAGAACACUCACAUGGACAGCAGGACAUGCGGGAUGCAUUGGAGCUCAUCCGAGAUGAGGAUAGACAGGAGAGGAGGGAAGUAAAAAGAGAGAAGUUACAGGGGUUGGAGAAUAAACACAGGGGCCAGAAAGGAAUCAUGUUUGAGAUCCGGUUGGACUGUGAGGAGAGUAAAGAAGGGCGACGAGGAGAGGACGAGAAGAAGGAGGGAAUAGGAGGAGAGGAGAGAGAGGCUGAGGGUCUUCUCAACCAGCGCCUAAGUUUCCAGGAGGGGGAGGAGCUCAGGCAUAGGGAUUGGUCGGUGGGGGAGGGGGGGCAGGGCCAGGUGAGGAGGGGGUGGAGUGAGCGGUUACCAGAGACUCUUCUGGAGGCCCUAGCCGGGAUGGACGUGUCUCUUGCAGGAGGCGAUGAAGAGGAGGAGGAAGCAGAGAGGAGGAGAGCAUGGGGGAGCGGACCCCCAAGCACUCUGCUCAAUGCCCUGGCCCACGCCCCCCUCAGCUCCUCCUCCUCCACCCUCGACACUCUGACACCAGAACCACCAGUAGAGGGGCAGAAGGAGGAGGAGGGACAGGGAGAGGCGGAGAGAGAGGAGCAGAGUGAGGGAGAGGAGGAGUUGGAGAAGGAGGUGCAGAUGAAGGAGGAGUCAGAUGUGGAGGUGGACGGCGAUCGUCUGGAGCCCCGGUCUGACGACGAUGACACGAACUUUGAGGAGUCUGAAGACGAGCUGAGGGAGGAGGUGGCCGACUCCAUGAAGAAUCUCUUCAUCAUGGAUGAAGAUGAAGACGAGGAGCCCGGAGAGAGAGAAGAGAUAGAUGGAAGGAUAAAGAAGGAGGGAGGGGAAGAUAAGGGAUGUGGGGACCCCAGACCAACACAGGCAGAGCCAGACAGCUACCCAUUGACCAAGGCCCCUCCCUCUUCAACCGAGGCCCAAGAUGAGGGGUGUGGGGGCCAGCCCGAGCAUAUAGGUGACCCUCAGACAUCAGAUGAAGCCUCCUCCGAAGACGACGGUAAAUAGAUCAGGAUCAUAUAUAGACAGGUCUUCACUGAGAGGGUUGGUGGAAAGACGCAUGUUGAUGGAGGUUCUAGGAAAGGAAUUUCAUCACAUCUGCACAUAUAUUCCUCAAGCUUUACUUAAAUUUGAAUGUAUUUAUGCAACCAAUCUAAUAAAUGAUUCAAAUGGAA
Gadus morhua (Atlantic cod) is the source of this 2909-nucleotide messenger RNA. It is a transcript of the gene nek5, whose product is annotated as NIMA related kinase 5. Bases 166 to 2742 code for a protein of 858 amino acids. The transcript is spliced from 24 exons. Lineage: Eukaryota; Metazoa; Chordata; Actinopteri; Gadiformes; Gadidae. The record is from RefSeq and is a predicted model, not a curated record. Gene Ontology annotation, biological process: protein phosphorylation. Gene Ontology annotation, molecular function: protein kinase activity; ATP binding.